Molecule: messenger RNA, 2322 nt
Organism: Aspergillus mulundensis
Lineage: Eukaryota; Fungi; Ascomycota; Eurotiomycetes; Eurotiales; Aspergillaceae
Gene: hrdA
Product: E3 ubiquitin-protein ligase HRD1
Exons: 3
Coding region: 1-2322 (773 amino acids)
Cellular component (GO): cytoplasm
Molecular function (GO): zinc ion binding
Source: RefSeq, a predicted model, not a curated record
AUGAGAUUCGCUGCCUAUGCUGGGGCCUCAGUGGCUUUGGCAACUGGAGUCUUUGUGAAAGCACUGCAUCAGAGGGCGAACUUCUAUUCUGCCUGUGUUUACCUGUCGCAGAGUAGCGCUAAUCUCAUGAUAUUGACGAAUGUAUGCCUCCUGGCCGUUGGCUUUCUGCUCUUUUGGCUCCAGCGUCUUCUUUACGGCCCCCUUCGACCCAUCGAAACAGAACAGCUCUACGAGAAAGCGUGGUUUGCUGUGACUGAAACAUGCUUGGCCAUGACAAUAUUCCGGGGGGAGCUAGGGGCCUGGUUUCUGGUCAUGUUUGUGUCGUUGCUGGUCGGAAAAGUCUGGGGCUGGAUCGGGGAAGGUCGUGUGGAGUUUCUCGAACAGCAACCCCCCGCAAACCCGGUGCUGUUUCACAGUAGGCUGGCGAUCUCCCUGCUACUGUCGGUUAUGUUCAACAUGUUCAUGCUGAAAUAUUGCAUCGACACCGUCCUUGAACAAGCGCGCCCGGACAUGAUGGUGAUGUUUGGCUUCGAAUUCGCCGUCCUCACGAUCUUGUCAACCUCGACCGCCGCCCGGUAUUCGAUUUCGCUCGUGGAAAUUUAUAUCAAUCGUCAACAGAUGAAGGCCCGAAUCGAGGAGCGGCGUCAGGAGAUUAGAGCUGUUCGCGAGCAGGCACUGGCGGAGCACGCAGCGACAGAACAUCAUACCGCAAUCCCAGAUUUACCCGACGAAAAUGACAUCAAUGAGAUGGAACUUGAUGUUCCAGGCUGGGAAGAAAAAGGACGCUGGGUCUUCUAUCUGGACCUUCUAACGGACUUUCUCAAACUCACUGUCUAUUUGACUUUCUUUGCUAUUCUCUUUACAUUCUACGGCUUGCCCAUUCAUAUUCUCCGAGAUGUCGUUGUUACGAUCCGCUCAUUCGGCCGGCGCAUUAUGGACUUCGUCCGAUACCGAAACGCCACACGCGAUAUGAACGACAGAUAUCCCGACGCGAGUGCUGAAGAAGUUGCAAGGGAAGAGGUCUGCAUCAUUUGCCGGGAGGAGAUGACCCACUGGCAACCUGGAGACAGACCGGUUGCUCGAGUUUCCGAAAGAUUACGCCCGAAGAAACUACCUUGUGGCCACAUUCUACAUUUCUCAUGUCUUCGAAGCUGGCUUGAAAGACAACAGAACUGCCCCACCUGUAGACGACCGGUCAUCGCUCCUCCUCGUACCCAAGGGGCCGCCGGCGUCAACCCGGGGCAGGGGAACGGCGGCGUUGGACAACAGCAGAAUAUGCCUCCUGGAAAUCAACCAAUCAACCGGAAUCCCCCAGCCGAUGGUCUUCCUAGGGCUCGGGUAUACCAGUUCGGUCCGUUUAGGAUUGGGUUUGGCGCAGGAAGAGGAGAUCUCUUCAACAAUCUGCACCAACAGAUCCACCAGGGCAACGGUCCCUGGCAGCAGAAUAUCAAUCCUGUCCCAGCUGGAGCCCGGCAAAUAGGAUUCGGCUUCGGGUUUGGAAGGCCUCCGUUGCAACAACCGCCUGUAGCGGCCGCGCCUCAGGCGGUGCCGACAUCCACAUCGAAUUUGCCCAACUUGCAGAACCAACUCCUUCAGAUGGAGCAGCAUAUUGCAAAUGAAAUCAAUGGGUUACGCGUUGCCGCGGACCAGCUAAACUUAGUCAGGUUAUUGCAGACAGAGCUUCAACGCCUUCGUGCCUUGCAGUCCCAACCACUGGAGAACCAAAACAAUAUUCCCCAAACUCCGUCUCUACCAAUACCUCCAACAUCUCCUACAACAACGCGCAAUCAAUUCGUCUCCGACCCGGACACGCCGUCCAUGGGAUCCGGUGACCCUCGUCUACCAGAAGGGCUGACACUUCCGCAAGGCUGGACCCUGGUUCCUCUCCACUCUGCUCAACCAGGACUAAGCGUACCGUCAAACGAUAUCGCAAGCUCAUCUUCGCCGGGGAGUGAACGCAAUGCUUCAAUAAUCAAUGACACGCCCAGUCCCCAGCCACAAACUGAGGCUGAGAACCAAGGGACGAGUAAUAGCAAUGAUGCCGCGAGCUCCUCACGGACUUCAGGCCUACCAAACUGGCAGUCAGGACCCAGCUCGCUUACAGCUGAAGCCAACACCGAACCUAUUUCCCAACAAUGGACGGACCUUAGUUCAGAAGCUGAGACGAAAGUGCCUCUAGCUACUUCAGAUGCCGAGCAAGCCCAUAAUCGCAGUUUUGAGCACGGUGUAGAGUCUCAGACCGAAACCCAGGCAUCAGAGUCAACGUCCAAGGGAAAAGAGCGGAUGCCUACAGUUGAAGACGUAGCGGAUGACGAGACAUGA